UGUUCCCUCCCUCUGCGGAGGGUGGAGGCUGGGAACAGGUGAUCUAUCGCCUAUCAGCUCCCGUUUCCAGUGGGAUGCAAAACAUUUCUGGGUAAGGCUCGCGCUCGAAACCUCUUCUCACAUCUGACCUUCUCAUCUGCUGCGCACAGGAGUAAUGGCUAACGGCGCUCUGGAGAUCGUGGCAAUGGGCUUGUCCUUGUUAGGGCUCAUCGGGGCGGCAGCCAGCACCGGGAUGCCCAUGUGGCGGGUGACGGCCUUCAUUGGAGAGAACAUCAUCACAAUGGAGAUCAGGUACGAAGGCUUGUGGAUGAACUGCUUCAGGCAGGCGAACAUACGGAUGCAGUGUAAAGUCUACGACUCGCUGCUGGCCCUCUCUCCUGACCUCCAGGCCGCACGUGGGCUCAUGUGCUGCUCCGUGGCUCUGUCCGGUCUGGGUUUAUUGAUCGCCAUCGCGGGCAUGAAAUGCACGGCAUGCAUCCAAGACAACGACAGAGCCAAGCGCAUGGUCCUCGUCGUGUCUGGAAUUAUGAUUCUAUUGGGCUGCCUCUGUUGCAUCAUUCCCGUCUCCUGGACGGGUCACGUGAUCAUCCAGGAUUUCUAUAACCCUUUACUCCUCGACGCCCAACGUAGGGAGCUCGGAGAGGCCCUUUAUAUCGGUUGGGUGUCGUCUGCUCUUCUGUUUGCCGGCGGAUGCAUUUUUACCUGCUGUAACAUACCCUCAGACAAGGGCCCGGAUCAGAGAUACGUUUACAACAAAAACGCCGCCCCAUACGUGGCCUAUCAGCCCCAACCUGUGACCUUUUAUCCUCAGGCAAGGUCUGUUUACAGCCAUCCGUCCGGUCCACCGUCAUUCAUUCAACCUUCAGCACAACCGUCUUACCCAACAUCAAGACAACAGUCGUUCAUACAGCCGUCCAGACAGCACUCCUUUAUACAGCCAACCAGACAUCCAUCUGCCCGCAGCGCAGUCGCUUACCUGUGAGGACAUUUCAAAGGCUUGUAUAUUUGCAUUUGUAUGUGUGUGAAAAGAGACAGAGAGAAAAACAAAAAGACUAAAUGGACCUGGACACAUGGGUUUUUGGUAACAAAAGCCCUUCAGAAAUAGUUUUUUUAAACAUUUCAACAUACAAUUUUUAUCGUAGAUUUUAUCCUUUCUCAUUUCAUUUUUCUUGAAAACGUUUUAACAGAAUUAAAAUAAUCUUUGUACUUUUAGUUUUUUAAAAGAUGUAAUUCAGAUGUAAAAUGUGACUAUGAAUAAUUGUUUUUUAUUUUUUUAUAUGAUUCAUUGUAAAGUAUAGAUCUACCCUCAAGCUUUUGUAAAGUUUGGGAUGUUUUGUAUUAUAUCAAAGCUGACUUAAAUAAAUAAAUUACUAAGUUUAAAAGUGUUUAAUGGU
Molecule: messenger RNA, 1394 nt
Organism: Paramisgurnus dabryanus
Lineage: Eukaryota; Metazoa; Chordata; Actinopteri; Cypriniformes; Cobitidae
Gene: cldn8.1
Product: claudin 8.1
Cellular component (GO): membrane; bicellular tight junction
Molecular function (GO): structural molecule activity
Source: RefSeq, a predicted model, not a curated record